AUGCCCAACGAAGCUCCUAAGCCCUGCGCAUCUCGUGUAUACAAACCGUCCGAUGGCGCUGACCCUACAUUUGGUCCUUGGUACCAUGUUGUCGGCCGCUUAGUCGCUCUCCUACUGGAGCCAGACGAGAACGAGAAUCUGUACGGGUGUCAUACUGUCCUUAUCCAGCAUCUGCUGUUUGCCAAGAGGGAGAAAGACCUUUUCGGUACAAUCCCCGCUACAUGGCUCUUCUGGGUCAUGAUGGCCGCAAACAUGGAAGUCAAUAUCAUCGUGGGCUGGCGAGUCGAAUCACAGUUCACGUACUGUGAUCGACGCUGGCGCGAAACCCUGGCCGUGGAAGAUUUGCCAACGGACGACGCCGAGCUGGCCGAUGCCUUAGACAUCCUAUCGAGGGCGCGGGGCGGCAUUGAGAGUGAACGAGAUGCGCUGGUACCCGCUCACCCAUUCUUCCUGAAAUGGGAGAAUCGCACGCGUGAGGUCGCCGAGCUAGGACUUCAUGACAUCCAUGUCGGAUGGUACGGGCAACGGGCUGAUCCCCGGUAG
Punctularia strigosozonata HHB-11173 SS5 is the source of this 543-nucleotide messenger RNA. RefSeq lists its product as uncharacterized. Lineage: Eukaryota; Fungi; Basidiomycota; Agaricomycetes; Corticiales; Punctulariaceae. The coding region runs from base 1 to 543 and encodes 180 amino acids. The record is from RefSeq and is a predicted model, not a curated record. The transcript is spliced from 4 exons.